Messenger RNA from Cryptomeria japonica (Japanese cedar), 1089 nucleotides. RefSeq lists its product as uncharacterized. NCBI's taxonomy places the organism in Eukaryota, Viridiplantae, Streptophyta, Pinopsida, Cupressales, Cupressaceae. The record is from RefSeq and is a predicted model, not a curated record. The coding region runs from base 161 to 634 and encodes 157 amino acids. The transcript has 4 exons.
ACUGGGGAUUGUUUUGCCCCAUGUUUUUGUUCUGCCAAACCACAACCUUUGCUUUGCUUUCUUACUCCUUUAAAUACCAUCCCUCAUCAAAUCAUAUCAUAUCAUUUAAAUUUCAUCAUCUAUUCAAUUUCAUCAAAUUUGGCCUCUGUUCUGGUAAGAGAUGGCUCAAUCUCAGCCGUUCACCAUCGAUUUCAUGGGAAUCGGAAGCCCUCAAUUGGAUUGCCCCCAACAACUUCUGCACAGGCGAUCAAUGCAGUCAUGUCUGGGAAAGAUAAAGCCCCAGAUGCUGCAACAAGUGCUCUCACACGGAUGUUUCAGCGAUUCAGAAAAUUUUCACAGAGAAGAUCAGAUUGGGGUUUCUGAAGGAAUUAAGACUCUGGAUCUGUUUCCCCUGCAUCCUCUAGGGUUUCAAUCCAACAGUAAACAGAACAAGAGCCAAUCGGCUUUUUACAAUUAUCCAAGGCAAAGUGUUUCAAAUUCACAAGAAUCCACAGACGGGGAAAAACAAAGCCACGCUGUUGAAAUAUCAAAUGCCAAUCUUCCGAUGGCUAAGAGAAUAUCCCUUCAACGAUUUCUGCAGAAACGGAAGGACAGACUGAGCAGAGUCAUUCCCUACGUGACGUCAUCGAAGUAAAAGGAAUCUGAAAUUGUAUGUUCUUAUCCGGGAGGAACUUUCGAGAAGUGCCAGAUGUCCCCACGUGUUUUGACCAAUGCACAUGUUAAAUCAUAUUGAAAAUCUGAUCGCAUUGGGAUCAACGAGAGAGUGGAGUGCCACAUGUUCCCACGCGUUUUCUCCAAUUGGCGUCACUCUUCCAAAAUCAUGAGGCCGGCAUUUGCGACUGCGCUGUGUAAAAUACAAUAUGAAUCAUCUGCGGAUAUUCAAUCAGAAUUAUAUUCCCCAGGAAAAUGUGAUCGCAUUGGAGUGAACGAGGAAAAUGUGUUUAAAAUCAUGAGGCCGGUAUUUGUUAUUGCGCUGUGUAAAAUACAAUUCUUCUCCAGAUAUUCAAUCAGAAUUAUAUUCCUCAAUAAUGUAUUUUUUAUUCUUUCAUUUAAAAAUUCAAAUACAUUUAUAAUUCAUUCAUUAUUAAA